UCUAACCAAUCACCUCCGACUGUCCGUCGCUCUGGCCCCGCCUCCUGCCGCCUUCACUUGUCGGGAGCGGCGGAGAUGCGCUGCACUUGUCCGGCGUAGAUCAGGGCCGUUGUUUGUUUGCUAUCCGUGUUUCCUUCGUGUUAGCCGGUCACAUCCGUCCGUGUGCCAGGGCCUCUGUGCGGACCGGAAGCCCACGGUGACAUGCGUCCACGGAGCGCUGAACCUGUUCCCUCCCGCACGGCACGAACCCCGUGAAGCAGCAGCAGGCCGUGUCUCCUCCACCCACGAUCAUGUCGGGGAAUCAUUACAAAGGCCACGAAGUCAGCUGCUGCAUCAAAUACUUCAUCUUUGGAUUCAACAUCCUGUUCUGGCUGCUGGGGAUGGCCUUAGUGGGAAUCGGACUGUGGGCGUGGAGUGAGAAGGGGGUCCUGUCCAACCUCUCAUCUAUCACAGACCUGGGGGGUCUGGACCCAGUCUGGCUCUUCAUGGUGGUUGGGGGGGUUAUGUUCAUCCUGGGCUUUGCCGGAUGCAUCGGAGCGCUGCGGGAAAACACGUUUCUACUGAAGUUUUUCUCGGUGUUCCUUGGAAUCAUCUUCUUCCUGGAGUUAACGACGGGAGUUCUGGCGUUUGUCUUCAAGGACUGGAUUAAAGACCAGCUCAACCUGUUCAUCAACAACAACAUCCGGGCGUAUCGGGACGACAUCGACCUGCAGAACCUCAUCGAUUUCACUCAGGAAUAUUGGGAGUGCUGUGGUGCUUUCGGAGCAGACGACUGGAACCUGAACAUCUAUUUUAACUGCACCGAUGCAAACCCCAGUCGGGAAAAGUGCGGCGUUCCCUUCUCCUGCUGCACCAAGGACCCAGCGGAGGACGUGAUCAACACUCAGUGUGGCUACGACAUUCGAGCCAAACCAGACUCCGAGCAGAAGGACUACAUCAACGUUAAAGGCUGCGUGCCCCAGUUUGAGAAGUGGCUGCAGGACAACCUCACGCUGGUGGCGGGGAUCUUCAUCGGCGUUGCGCUGCUGCAGAUCUUUGGAAUUUGUUUGGCUCAAAACUUAGUGAGCGACAUCGAGGCGGUGCGGGCGAGCUGGGUGCCCCCCCCUCUCUACAUGCGCCGACUCCCACCGUACUCCAGCAAGAAAGCGUCGGCUUACUACUCGUGAGACACUCGCACACACCGCAUGUGUGUUUGUCACCGCUUCUUUACCUAAUGCAGCGUUUAAGCUCCAGCACGUCGGGGAGAUCAGACCCGAUCACGGCACCAUCCCUUACUGAACCAGCACCUUUGUUCCAAGGCACUAAUAUGUGAAAUGACUUGUAUAUAAACACUGUGAGUAACUACUGUACAAAGAAGGAGAGCACUGUUAGCAUUCGCAGCGCUCCAGGUUUGAUAGCUACAUCUAGAGUAGAAGUUU
Molecule: messenger RNA, 1418 nt
Organism: Pundamilia nyererei
Lineage: Eukaryota; Metazoa; Chordata; Actinopteri; Cichliformes; Cichlidae
Gene: tspan5a
Product: tetraspanin 5a
Exons: 11
Coding region: 291-1166 (291 amino acids)
Cellular component (GO): plasma membrane
Source: RefSeq, a predicted model, not a curated record